AUGGGCGCAUUUGGAGAAUUGCCUACACUGCAAUUGGGCUUGGGUGACAUUCAGAAGAAGGUUCGCGGAUUAGGCCAGCAGUAUACACCUGACAGCAAAGCACACUAUCUGCUUGCUGCUUCGGGUGUCAACACAGGCGCCGCCCUACGCGACCUGAACCUCUUCACAAACAGCGCUGCCGCAAAGGCCCCUGCACCCAUCGCUGCGAACGAUCCUCUGUACGGCGAUCUUGAUACCUACGUCGAGAGUCUUUACCAGAAGGAGAAGAAGGAUCUUUUCGACGAGUUCAUGGAAGAUUCAAAGAGAGAUUUCGACCGUUUCAUCGAGGACAACUUGCAGUGCAACUGGGAGCAGAAGCGCAAGGAAAUCUAUGAGCACUUUGGCAUUACUAAGAAGUCGGACAAGACAGAGGCUAGCUUUGAGGGAUCAACCACUGAUGGCGCACGCGGCGCAUUUGGUCGAUCCAGCCGCAGAGCACCCUUCGGUGCAUCAACUGGUGCUUCAAGAAUGGGCUCCAAGUCUGUGCUCGGAGCCACCGGCAGACAGACUUCGAGGACCAGCCAGUUCCCCGAUGUGGCCGAGAAAGCUCCUGCUGGUCUACAAAACGUCAGCGAGAACCGUAUGCUCAGAGACAAGCAGGACAAAUACUCCAACAAGGUCAAGGAGCUCAACAUUGCUCGCAUCGAGGGUCGUCUUUACCCGCUCCUGCACAACUUCGUCGAGGUCGAGGCUCAGCCUUCGGCCGAAGACACAUCAAAGCUCGUCGAUGCUUACAAGGCCCUUGCCGACAUUGUUGGCGAAAGCCCCGAAUUCCAGACCUCAUCCGACCCACGCGCCAUCAAGGAGCGUCAAUUUGCACAAGACUACCUCGACGACGCACCCAACUCGCGCAAGGCUUUCGAUCUUCGUAAACGCAUCAUCGACGGCUCCAGACGUUUCCUCGAAAAGCAGUUCCUCUCCCAGCUCGAGACAGCCAUCCUCAAGAAUGCUAAGGAAGCUGCUCUUGGAGGUGUUCCUUCAAUCAUCAACAAAGUUCGUGCCUACGUUCGUCUACGUGCUGCUCGCAAGGAGCUCGGCCCCGACACCAGCGAGCUGCAAAUGAUCAACGACGACUACCCCUGGGUUCUCAUCUUCUACCUUCUUCGCGCUGGUCUCGUCAACGAAGCUGCCGAGUAUGUAGCCGACAACGAACGUGCCAUCAAGGCUUGCGAUCGCAACUUCCCUCUCUUCCUCGCAAGCUACGCGCGCAGCACCGACCGUCGCCUUCCUCCGGAGCUGCAAACCAGAAUCAACAAUACCUACUCUCAACGCGCACAAUUCGCUCCCGAAAACAGUGUCGACCCUUACCGCAUGGCCUGUUUCAAGAUCAUCGGUCGCUGCGAGCUUGGUAGACGCACACUCGAUGGUAUCAACCAGAAUAUGGAAGACUGGGUCUGGCUGCAGUUUGUGCUUGCCCGUGAGGUCAACCGUGUCGAGGAAACUGCUUCCGAGGUCUUCGGCCUCGACGAUGUCAGAAACGUCAUCCAUGAAGUCGGUCAAAGACAUUUCGUUCAAGGCGCUGAAGGUGCUGCUGGAUAUGGCACCUACUUCUUCCUUCAAAUCCUGGCUGGUCAGUUUGAAAGCGCUAUUGCUUGGCUGUACCCCAACAACUACCUCAGCGCUGUGCACUUUGCCAUUGCUUUGAACUACUACGGUCUCUUGCGUGUCAACGACUACAGCAAUUCUGAGGAUCUCUUGUCAUACACCACAAGCCAGAAACCCCAGAUUAGCUUCGCUCAUCUGGUCGGCUACUACACCAAGGACUUCCGCGCUCAAUCACCCACCACUGCCGCUGACUACAUUGCUCUGAUCUGCUUGAACGGAGAUCUUGGUGGUGAGAUUGGACAACGCCAAGUCGCACUCUGUCACGAUGGUCUUCGUGAACUUGUUCUUGAGACUCGCGAAUUUGCUCAGUUGCUUGGAGACAUUCGUUCUGAUGGUCAACGCAUUCCAGGUUCCAUUGAACAACGUCUCAAGAUCAUCCGUAUCGCCGACGAGAAAGCAUUCUUGCGCUACAUCACUAUCAGUGCUGCCCAGAUUGCUGACGACAAUGGCCGUGUCACUGAUGCUGUCCUGCUUUACCACUUGGCUGAGGAAUACGAUAACGUCAUUACCAUCUGCAACAAGGCUCUGUCGGAAGCUAUCAGUGUCGAGCUCGGCGAUGCCCCUCUACGCCUGACUCCGCUCAAGCCUCGCGAUCCUACCGCUGCCGAGACUUCAGCAUCUCUCAGUCUGACCGCUGUCGAGGACCCCUACACACUUACCCGCAACAUGCGUGCCUUGUAUGAGAGCAACCAGCUUCACGCCGCCAAGAUCAAGCAGGUCAACCGCGAGUCUUGCACUCUCCUCCUCGGUAUGGCCGAAGCCAAGUCUCUUGUCGCCGAAGGCCGCUGGGCCCUUGCUCUCGAUGCCCUUAACAGCCUGAACUGCCUUCCCAUCUCGGCAGGCGGUAACAUGAGCCUGAUCCGUGCAUCCGCCAAUGCCUUCAGCAACCUGCCUCCGCCAGUCGCUCGCAACAUUGGCAACUUGCUCAUCUGGACCAUUACUUGCUGUGGUCAACAGCGCGAGUACCUUCGCUCAUCGCCCUCAGGCUUCGAGGAGCGUGGUCGCGAAAAGGUUGCUGAGGACAUCUUGCAGGUCGCUAAGGACACUAUGGUCUUUGCUGGCUUGAUCCAAUACAAGUUGCAGCCCAGAGUGUUUGAGGUGCUUACUCGUGUUGGUGGCGACGUUGGUGCUUACUAG
Messenger RNA from Aureobasidium melanogenum CBS 110374, 2781 nucleotides. RefSeq names its product NIC-domain-containing protein. Gene Ontology annotation, biological process: poly(A)+ mRNA export from nucleus; protein import into nucleus. Bases 1 to 2781 code for a protein of 926 amino acids. The record is from RefSeq and is a predicted model, not a curated record. Gene Ontology annotation, molecular function: structural constituent of nuclear pore. The transcript has a single exon. Lineage: Eukaryota; Fungi; Ascomycota; Dothideomycetes; Dothideales; Saccotheciaceae. Gene Ontology annotation, cellular component: nuclear pore.